AUGACUUCUGCUGAGAAACUGCCAUCAAGUCCAAACACGGAGCAAAACCAACCUUCUCAUCCGCCUCUCUGUGUAAAUCCUGGCAACCCAGUGUUCUCCUGUGUGCUGGACCCCAAAACACUCACGACCAAUGGUUCUUGGACAAAGCCUCAGGUUUUACUGUUUAAAACAACUUCAAGUGAAUAUGGUGCUAUACCACCUAUCUCACAGAUGUUACCCUGUACUUACCACCCAGUGGAUCAAACCUUCUCAAAAUACUUACUCACUUUUGGGACAUUUCAAGACAACGGUUUAAACACUGCUAUCGACAGAAGCAGGGUAUACGACUACCCCAAUUUCCAGCAUACUCUGUAA
Molecule: messenger RNA, 354 nt
Organism: Apaloderma vittatum (bar-tailed trogon)
Lineage: Eukaryota; Metazoa; Chordata; Aves; Trogoniformes; Trogonidae
Gene: PIERCE2
Product: chromosome unknown open reading frame, human C15orf65
Exons: 1
Coding region: 1-354 (117 amino acids)
Biological process (GO): axoneme assembly
Cellular component (GO): axonemal microtubule
Source: RefSeq, a predicted model, not a curated record